AUGAACGGUCGCCCGACUCUCACAAACUGUAAUGCUGGGGCGUCUGUGCCAGAUACAGAAGCAAACGGCCCUAAUGGACAGAGCAUCGCUGAGUGGAGACGCAAGCGUGGCAUUGAUCUGUCGCAGCAGAUCCGUACCGUCAGACUGGUACACAUGCGAUACCAGCAUCCCGACCUAAAGAGCAUCAGCACGUUUCUUCACGACUUUGGCAUGCGUGCUGUAAAGGAGACCGAAGACUGUGUGUGGUUCCGGGGAUAUGGGGUCGACCAGUACGUCUACUAUGCACAGAAAGGACCCAAGAAGUUCCUCGGCGGGACAUUCGAGGUGGAGACAUACAAUGAUCUGGUCAAGGCCUCAAAGCUAGAAGGAGCUGGCCCAAUCCAGUCUCUCGAUGACGCCCCUGGUGGUGGCGCUAUGGUUACCGCCUACGACCCAGAAGGGGUUCCGAUCAAUUUUAUCCAUGGCCAGGAGCCAGCAAAAGCAGGCAAGAUGCCUGAGAGGCUCAUCGUCAAUUUCGAGGCCGACAAGCCACGCAGAAGAAGGUUUCAGCGCUUUGAUGAGGGGCCAGCUGCGGUACAUAAGCUUGGUCACUACGGCCUCUGCGUACGAAACUUUACCGAGCAGCUCGACUGGUAUACUCGUAACUUCAAUUUUGUACCCACCGACCUGCUCUAUGUCCGAGGUGAUAACAGCGCCGACCAGGACGUCGCUGUAUUCGCCCACAUUGAUAGAGGCAACGACUAUGUAGAUCAUCAUACCAUCUUCCUGAGCAAAGGCCAGACAUCGCACGUUCAUCAUUGCUCAUUUGAGAUUCACGAUUUCGAUACGCAGCAGCUGGGUCAUCAAUGGCUUGCCGGGAAGGGAUACAAAAAUGUGUGGGGCGUCGGUCGCCAUAUCUUGGGAAGCCAGAUCUUUGACUACUGGUGGGACACAACGGGCAACAUGAUUGAGCACUAUGCAGAUGGGGAUUUAGUUAACCAAGAUACGCCCAUUGGACAUCUGCCCGCGGGCAAUGAGAGCUUGGCGGUCUGGGGUCCUGAGGUACCAAAGGCAUUCUUAGAUUAG
Molecule: messenger RNA, 1065 nt
Organism: Fusarium oxysporum Fo47
Lineage: Eukaryota; Fungi; Ascomycota; Sordariomycetes; Hypocreales; Nectriaceae
Product: Glyoxalase/Bleomycin resistance protein/Dihydroxybiphenyl dioxygenase
Exons: 3
Coding region: 1-1065 (354 amino acids)
Biological process (GO): L-methylmalonyl-CoA metabolic process
Cellular component (GO): mitochondrion
Molecular function (GO): methylmalonyl-CoA epimerase activity
Source: RefSeq, a predicted model, not a curated record